GAAGCUAAUGUUGAGCAUAUAAUUUUUCCUACACCAUUUGCAAAGAUUGAUGCACCAUACUCUCCACCUUUGUCUCCAAUCGAAACAUCAGAAGAUUAUGCAAUUCCCAUUAGAUCAUACCGUGAUCAAUUUGAAAUAAUUGAAUCAACAUUAAGAAAUUCGUUUGAUUCAUCUCAAAUAACCAUUAUUAGAUAUCCCAGCGUGAUAAGUCAGCACUUGUUACGUUUCUCGCGAUAUAUAUGUGAGAAAUCGCAGAUACCAAUGAUUGAUAAUCCAAACAUGAUCUUUGAAUGUUGUGACAUUAGCGACAUUGUUCGCGCGAUUUGUUAUGUUCUUUAUUGUCCUGUCCAACGACAUGGUGGCAAAGAAUAUAAGAUAACGGGACCAAACUUGUUAACAACUCACGAAAUUGCGGUUAAGGCAUCACUAGGUCUAGGGCGUGAAAUCAAAGUUGAAUUAAUGCCGAUCAGACAAUUACAACGAAUGUUGUUAGAUAUAACAUCUGAUAGAGAAAUGGCAGCUUAUCUUUUAGAAUUAUGGGGGUUGCAAGGUUAUGUUGGAGCAUCUCGAAGAGUUCAAGUAACACGAGAUCUAGAAAUCAUUACGGGUGGUAGGGGAAAGAGCCUAAGAGAAUUUUUUGAAAAUAAUCGAGAAGAUUUUAUUGGAAGUUAUUAA
This is a messenger RNA of Racocetra fulgida, 675 nucleotides long. NCBI's taxonomy places the organism in Eukaryota, Fungi, Glomeromycota, Glomeromycetes, Diversisporales, Gigasporaceae. The record is from the annotation of a GenBank genome assembly.